Messenger RNA from Mus musculus (house mouse), 5677 nucleotides. RefSeq names its product reticulon 1 (gene Rtn1). The transcript has 9 exons. Lineage: Eukaryota; Metazoa; Chordata; Mammalia; Rodentia; Muridae. Gene Ontology annotation, biological process: negative regulation of amyloid-beta formation. The record is from RefSeq and is a predicted model, not a curated record. Gene Ontology annotation, cellular component: endoplasmic reticulum; Golgi membrane; endoplasmic reticulum membrane. The coding region runs from base 2795 to 4894 and encodes 699 amino acids.
AAGAAAGCCAGCUGGAGACCCAGGAGAGCCUAUGGUUUGACACCAGUCUGAAGCCUGACAGGCUGGAGACCCAGAGGAACUUCUAUUUCAGUUGAAGUCUACAGGCAGGAGAAAAAAAAAUCUAACAACUCAGACUAAAGAAGUUGGACAAAAGGAAUUCUUUCUUCUUUGAGGGAACCAUUGGCUUUUUUGGUUGUGUUCAUAUCAUCAGUUGAUUGGAAGAACCGUCUACAUUAGAGAUGACAAUCUGUUUUAUUUUUGGCUUAUAGGAUUCCAAAACACCUGUUUAGAAAUACCUGGAACAAUUUUUUUUAAGCAAACAUCUGGGUACCCUUAAGCCCAGACAAGCUAGGUAUUAUGCCUCCUUUCAAAUGUAGGCAAAAGGAAUGUUGUUUGAUCCCUAGAAGCUAGCGGAGUGGUAGUUAAAUAAUUGUGCUUUUGACUUGUAAUGGAUGCCUAUAGCAUUUAUCUUUACAUUUAUAUGUGUUGGGAAACUAAAAGGUACAAGCAUGAACUAAAACAAGCUUGUAUUUUUUAGUCAACUGCUAUAGGAUUCAGGACCGAGAAUCCUGAGCCUGCUUCUGUGUUUUCUAAUAUAAUUGACAUCAGUAAUUGACAAUAACUAGUCAGGCUUUACCAUGUGCCUUAUAUUUGUAUAAUAUAUGUUAACUCAUUUAUUAAUUGUAAUUACUUUCAUCAAGAUGUGGUGAUGCUAAAUUCUUCUAUCUAGGGAUAGAACUGUUAUUCAACAAGUAAUCAUAAUAGGGCUUUUAAUUAGAAAGGAGUGCAGAUAUAAUCCAGUGGUCCCCCUCUGCUGUUGAAGACAGAACAGUGGAGAGUUGGGAGCCUCCAGAAGGCAGGGCUGGGAUUGGUUCUUAGGUACCUGCCCCCUCAUCAUGGCUUCUUCCCCAUUUGGCUGUCCUGACUUACUCACCUUCUCCCGGGGCCCCUCCGUGCCUGUUCAUUUAUUAUCUUCCUCUAUUGCAACCUGGGAUGGAGAACUCCCUAAGCUUCCUACAUAUUAUAGAAGGAUGCUAAUGUUGCAGACACUGUGAGUGAUGUUGCAGGUUGGUUCCGCUAUGGCUCGCUCAGAGAAUUCUCUUGCAGCAUGCACUUGAAGAGUCAGCACAGAACAUCUGAACAUCUUCAGUGUUGGCACUAGAGAGACUUGGCCACUUUAAAAUUCAGACUCACAUCCGAUGUAGCCCAGGAUUGCUUUUCACUCAGGUUUAUUCAUGCUCAUCCUGCACUUAGCAUCCGAAAGCAUUGUAACAGCACUGAGCUGUGAGUGGGCUGAGAGCUGAUGAACAGAGACAAGGCCUUGCAGUUACAGCUCAGCAGGCUGUGUAGCUGUGUUCUAGGUAACGUCUUUUCAGAACCUAUACUGGCAUCACAAGAAGGUUCAACAAGAUGGAAGCUAUUCUAAGAGUGCCUAGAAUUAUUUUCCGUGGCAAAAUUUUCAAGCACCACUAGUUGUGUAUGUGUUUUACACCCUUGGGCAAAAUAGCCAUUAGGGCUCUCUGAGGCUUAUUUCUGGCUUUGUUCUGGGAACGCGCCCAGCCCCUGGAAAUGAGGCUGUGGUAUAUGAUUGGGAUUGGCUAGUAAAAUGUGAGGGAGAAUUUCACAGUGGAAGGGGGUGCUUGCUUCAGCACGUGGCCCUUGGCUUUGUUGAAGCCCAGGUGUGGGGCUUCCCGUGUGAGGUAGAACAAGGCUCCUCAACCAUCCCAUCCAAGCAAGGAACAGGAGCAGGAAGGGUGGCGUAUUGGCUCCCAGCCCAUUCCCUAGGCUUUCCAUGUUGCAGUGGCUAUCAGUCCCCUGUCAUCGAUCCACCUCCUGUACUUUGUAAUGUUACAGUAACCUUCAAUUUCUAAGACACUGCAAAAGUAACUACAAUCUUGUGUAUACUUUUUCAAUAUUUUCCCCCAUGGGUAGAACUAAUAAAAAUCCAGUGUCUCUUGAAGUCACUGAAAUUUUAAGGUAUCUUCACAUUAAUUAUUUGAUUUUGGCUAAUAAGAGGUUUUAUUUUAUUUUUUUAAUUUUACUUAUAGAGACAGUCCAAAAUAUUUGCUGAAGGAAUGAGCAUUAGAUAGUUGUGUAGUUGCCAGCCUCUUGGGUGGGAAAACUAUAAAAUGAAGCAUUUGUUUGGGGAUCGUACAUCUUGACGUUCGUCUCUAUGGAGCUGCUAUAGUGCUGGGCUGUGAAAUUCCUGAGGACCGGGAAAGCUUGGGAGGGGGGACAAUAAGACAAUUGACAGAAGCAAGGUAAUCUGAUAUCAGACACUUGUCAUAGAGUUUUAUUCCACAGGGCAUAAAAUCCCACACUGCAUCCCGUACCACGCACCACCCUGCCUCCCUAUUUGCCACUUAGAACCAUAGAUGUUCAGUGUCCCAAGAAAAUCUACCUGAGGGCAAGUGUGUCUAGAGUCGGCACAUUCAUUCUGAAACAGUAACACACCCCUGUCCCUGUUACAGCCUCACAGAUACCUUUGUGUUCUAGGGCAUUUCCCACUGUGACCUGGCAGUGAGAAGCUGGCUGGCUGGUUUCCAAUGGAGACCUUUGUGUAGCUGCAUCAAUAGUGAGCUGCUGCUCGAGAGCGAGCGAGCUGGAAAGUCACUGGACCCCAGAGUCUGGCCUUAAGUCUGUUCGCUAUUCCUUCCCACGGGGCUGAUGCAAACAUUUUAUCCCGUUCCUUCCAGCUCACAGGACUCCAGUUCUUGCUCGUGGGUUUUUCCAGGCCCCUGCCUUUGUCCUCCGUCCAUGCUCUUGCCGGUGUCUACUACAGUCCUUUGAAGGUAUGGCAGCUGUUCCCGAUGCCCUCGACCACUCUCCCUCUUCAACACUAAAAGAUGGGGAAGGGGCAUGUUACACAUCCCUGAUUUCUGACGUCUGCUAUCCACCUCGGGAGGACUCUGCAUACUUUACUGGAAUUCUUCAGAAGGAAAAUGGUCACAUCACCACUUCCGAGAGCCCUGAGGAGCCGGAGACCCCCGGACCCUCGUUACCAGAAGUGCCCGGGAUGGAGCCACAGGGCUUAUUGAGUUCUGAUUCUGGAAUAGAGAUGACUCCUGCUGAGUCCACUGAGGUGAACAAGAUCCUAGCUGACCCCCUAGACCAGAUGAAGGCAGAAGCCUACAAAUACAUUGACAUAACCAGGCCACAGGAGGCAAAAGGCCAGGAGGAGCAACACCCUGGGCUAGAAGAUAAAGACUUGGACUUUAAAGACAAGGACACUGAAGUCUCCACAAAAGCAGAAGGGGUUCGAGCACCAAACCAGCCAGCUCCUGUGGAGGGGAAACUCAUCAAGGACCACUUAUUCGAAGAAUCUACCUUUGCUCCUUACAUAGAUGAGCUCUCUGAUGAGCAGCACAGGGUGUCUCUGGUCACUGCCCCUGUCAAGAUCACACUGACGGAGAUCGAACCUCCUCUUAUGACUGCCACACAAGAGACAAUCCCCGAGAAGCAAGACCUGUGUCUGAAGCCAAGUCCUGACACAGUGCCCACUGUCACUGUCUCAGAGCCUGAAGAUGACAGCCCAGGAUCUGUCACGCCUCCAUCUUCUGGAACAGAACCAUCUGCUGCAGAGUCCCAGGGGAAAGGCAGCGUCUCCGAGGAUGAGUUGAUUGCUGCCAUUAAAGAAGCAAAGGGGUUAUCAUAUGAAACCACCGAGAGUCCAAGGCCAGUGGGCCAGGUGGCCGACAAACCCAAAACCAAGACCAGGUCUGGGCUGCCCACCAUCCCCAGUCCCCUCGACCAGGAGGCCAGCAGUGCCGAGUCCGGAGACUCAGAAAUUGAGCUGGUGUCAGAGGACCCCAUGGCCUCUGAGGAUGCCCUGCCCUCUGGCUAUGUGAGCUUCGGUCAUGUGUCGGGCCCGCCCCCCUCUCCUGCCUCUCCAUCCAUCCAGUACAGCAUCCUGCGGGAGGAGCGUGAGGCCGAGCUGGACAGCGAGCUCAUCAUCGAGUCCUGUGAUGCCUCCUCAGCCUCGGAGGAGAGCCCCAAGCGCGAGCAGGACUCGCCCCCGAUGAAACCGGGUGCCCUGGACGCCAUCCGCGAGGAGACAGGCUCUCGGGCCACCGAAGAACGAGCGCCCAGCCACCAAGGCCCUGUGGAGCCCGACCCGAUGCUCAGCUUUGCCCCCGCUGCCGCCCUCCAAUCCCGCCCAGAGCCAUCGUCUGGAGAUGGAGCCUCGGUCCCGGAGCCGCCCAGAUCACAGCAGCAGAAGCCUGAAGAGGAAGCUGUGAGUUCCAGUCAAAGUCCCACGGCCACCGAAAUUCCUGGACCACUUGGUUCUGGCCUCAUGCCCCCUCUGCCUUUCUUCAACAAGCAAAAAGCUAUUGACCUUCUGUACUGGCGGGACAUCAAGCAGACUGGGAUUGUGUUCGGGAGCUUCCUGCUGCUGCUCUUCUCCCUGACCCAGUUCAGCGUUGUGAGCGUCGUUGCCUACCUGGCCCUGGCCGCCCUCUCUGCCACCAUCAGCUUCCGCAUCUACAAGUCCGUUCUACAAGCUGUGCAGAAAACAGAUGAGGGUCACCCUUUCAAGGCCUACCUGGAGCUGGAGAUCACCCUGUCCCAGGAGCAGAUCCAGAAGUACACAGACUGCCUGCAGCUGUAUGUGAACAGCACUCUGAAGGAGCUACGGAGGCUUUUCCUGGUCCAGGACCUGGUGGAUUCCUUAAAAUUUGCAGUCCUCAUGUGGCUCCUGACCUACGUUGGCGCGCUCUUCAAUGGCCUGACCCUGCUGCUUAUGGCUGUGGUUUCGAUGUUUACUCUACCUGUUGUGUACGUUAAGCACCAGGCACAAGUUGACCAAUAUCUGGGACUUGUGAGGACUCACAUAAACACCGUCGUGGCAAAGAUCCAGGCUAAAAUCCCCGGCGCCAAGAGGCACGCUGAGUAGAUGGUCACCCCAGGAGAAGCCGGACAUGAGUGGGGGUGUCUGGAGUGGUAACAGCUCUCUCCUUCCUCGUUACUGCAAAUUGAUUGUUUCCCUUUCCUGGUACCAUAAUCUUAGAGGCAAACUUUGAGACAGGUGUUUUGAGGCUCUUCCUGUACUCUUAGGAUAUAUGAGCCGCCCCCUCCCCACCCCCGUGUCAAGCACUAAAGUAUAGAGUGUGUUAGAUGUGGUUUUUGAUUUCGUGUUGCUAAAAAAAAAAAAAGAAAAGAAAAGAAAAAAAGUGCAUGAUGGUGAGAGCCCACGUUCUCCCUCCUCCCUCGAUGUCCUCCCCUCUGCAACGCUUCUGUAGCUUCUACUGUCCCUGUGGCUAGGCCUUUCUUGCCAAGUGCGCUGACACAUAGUGGAUCGCUUAUCAUGUCCUUGGGUUGCUGGAUGGAUUCAUCUCUAAUAACACUAUAUAGAAUUGUAGGCCAAUGUUUUAGCAUUUCCCCACACACAGAGAACAUAAAAAUUAAUAUAAAACAGUUGACCGUACAUAUGGUGAUCCAUUUUGUAUAACUUAGAAUGAUCGAAUUAAAGAAUAAAUCCAAAAUGAACGCACAGUACUUUUCUCCUAUGGGAUGCCUGGGCUGAUUUACAUGUAUGGUAACUAAAGGUGCCAGCAUGUUGACUUUAUUACAAUUUGUAUUACUUCCUCUGUAGUUCCUAAUGGACUCAAUCACAGACUCUGGAUAUUUGCACUUAUGUACUUGAUACUGAAUGCAUCAAUAAAUGUGACUAAAUGUA